UAUAAUACCUCCAAUCUUUCUAUAUUUCAUCACUCAGCAACACCUCCACUAACCUAAAGGUUUCUUCUCCUUCUGCUACUUUACUCAUUUCUGCAAAACUCAGUGACACCUUUUUUGGGUGGGAUAUUUCUCUUGAAGUGGGCAUCAGGCAUGGCAAUGGCCCUAAGGGGUGGCGAGCUGAAAAAAUUCUUGGUGGGGUGUCUGUUGUUGGUGCUAAAUCUUGAUAAUGGAGUCUUCGGAGAACCCCAAGUUCCUUGCUACUUCAUUUUUGGUGAUUCACUUGUAGACAAUGGCAAUAACAAUAAUAUCAACUCCCUAGCCAAAGCUAAUUAUUUGCCUUAUGGAGUUGAUUAUCCUGGUGGACCAAGUGGAAGGUUUUCCAAUGGAAAAACCACUGUUGAUGUCAUAGCGGAGCUGUUAGGGUUCGAGGAUCCUAUUCCACCCUAUGCAGAAGUUAGUGGCCAAGAGAUAUUAAAGGGCGUAAAUUAUGCAUCUGCAGCUGCUGGGAUUAGAGAAGAAACUGGCCAACAACUGGGUGCAAGGAUUAGUUUUACAGCACAAGUGAACAACUACAAGAAUACAGUCUCGCAAAUGGUAAAUAUUCUUGGAGAUGAAAAUUCUGCUGCAGAUUACCUAAGCAAAUGCAUAUAUUCAAUUGGAGUUGGCAGCAAUGACUACCUUAACAACUAUUUCAUGCCUCUCUACUACUCAAGUAGUAGGCAAUUUUCACCUGAACAAUAUUCUCAGGUCCUUAUAGAACAAUAUACUGAACAAAUAAGGACGCUUUAUGAUUUUGGAGCAAGGAAGUUUGCCUUGAUCGGAGUGGGUCAGAUUGGAUGUAGUCCAAAUGCAUUGGCCCAAAAUAGCCCCGAUGGUACAGCUUGUGUCCAGAGGAUUAACUCUGCAAAUCAAAUAUUCAAUAAUGGACUCAGGGGAUUGGUGGACCAAUUCAACAACGAUCGAAGUAACGCAAAGUUUGUCUACAUCAAUGCUUAUGGAAUUUUCCAGGAUUUAAUUAACAAUCCCUCAGCUUUUGGUUUUAGGGUGACAAAUGCAGGGUGCUGUGGUGUUGGAAGAAACAAUGGCCAAAUAACUUGUCUUCCUUUCCAAACUCCAUGUGCAAAUAGAGAUGAGUAUUUGUUUUGGGAUGCUUUUCAUCCAUCUGAAGCUGCAAAUAUUAUUGUUGGAAGAAGAUCGUACAGAGCUGAAAAGCAAUCUGAUGCGUACCCCGUGGAUAUUAGUCGCUUGGCUCAACUGUGAAGAUGAGGAUGUUAAAUAUCAUUAGUAGUGAAGCAGCUGAUAAAUUCUUGCAAAAAAAAAAAAAAAAACAUUGGUAUUCUUAGAAAUAUAUACACAUGCAAACUUGAUUUUGCUAUGUUGUUUGAAAGAUUUUCGAACUUUUAGUGGUUUUAUUUAUCCAAAUAGUUGACCGCACUUG
Molecule: messenger RNA, 1438 nt
Organism: Coffea eugenioides
Lineage: Eukaryota; Viridiplantae; Streptophyta; Magnoliopsida; Gentianales; Rubiaceae
Product: GDSL esterase/lipase At4g18970-like
Exons: 5
Coding region: 151-1260 (369 amino acids)
Molecular function (GO): hydrolase activity, acting on ester bonds
Source: RefSeq, a predicted model, not a curated record